AUGAUCACGUUAUCAAGAAGAGAGGAACAGGAUGUGCUCGAUCGAGCCAAGGAACAGUCCUUGAAGCACUGCGAGGCGCUCGUCAAAGACUUUGCCGACUGCGCAAAGGGAAAGACGGUGACGGUCCUGUGGAACUGUGGCGGACAGUACAAUACGAUGCGUCAAUGCAUGAAAGACUACCUGACAUUAGAACGGAUCGACGCGGCCAAAGCGGAUCACAUCGCAAAUCGAGAGGAACGCAAUGCCGAAGCGCUCGAAAAGGCUCAAAAGAAAUUGACGCAACGACGGACAUGA
Filobasidium floriforme is the source of this 294-nucleotide messenger RNA. RefSeq lists its product as uncharacterized. The record is from RefSeq and is a predicted model, not a curated record. The transcript has 3 exons. NCBI's taxonomy places the organism in Eukaryota, Fungi, Basidiomycota, Tremellomycetes, Filobasidiales, Filobasidiaceae. The coding region runs from base 1 to 294 and encodes 97 amino acids.